Toxotes jaculatrix (banded archerfish) is the source of this 3292-nucleotide messenger RNA. Its product is annotated as discoidin domain-containing receptor 2-like. Gene Ontology annotation, cellular component: signaling receptor complex; membrane. NCBI's taxonomy places the organism in Eukaryota, Metazoa, Chordata, Actinopteri, Toxotidae. Gene Ontology annotation, molecular function: collagen binding; ATP binding; protein tyrosine kinase collagen receptor activity. The transcript is spliced from 17 exons. Gene Ontology annotation, biological process: positive regulation of kinase activity; multicellular organism development; protein phosphorylation. The record is from RefSeq and is a predicted model, not a curated record. The coding region runs from base 97 to 2703 and encodes 868 amino acids.
CAUCAACUCACAGUAGAUGUGGAAUAUUCCCCGAGACAGAUGGUUUCCUAAUAACGAGAGAAGAACUUUUGAAAGUGUGCGGCUCCGUGAGAAGAGAUGGAGGUCGUGGAGGUUAAACUGAUCACACAUUGUGUCUUCGUUAUCCUGCUUGCUGCCGCUGUAAGAGCUCAAGUCAACCCAGAAAUGUGUCGCUACCCUCUUGGUAUGACCGGUGGGCAGAUUCAGGACGAUGCCAUCUCUGCCUCCAGUCACUGGUCCGAGUCAACGGCUGCAAGAUUUGGCAGACUUGACUUUGACAACGGAGACGGUGAUGGGGCCUGGUGCCCUGACAUCAUGUCAGAGCCGGACGGCCUCAAAGAGUAUCUCCAGGUGGACCUGCGUUCACUGUACUUCAUCACGCUGGUGGGCACCCAAGGGCGCCACGCCGACGGAAUGGGUAAUGAAUUUGCCCAGCGGUACAUGAUCAAGUACAGCCGCGACGGCAGCAACUGGGUGGGCUGGCAUGAUAGGAAGGGAAGGCAGGUAAUUGAGGGGAACAGGAAUGCAUACGAUGUGGUGCUGAAGGAUCUGGAGCCUCCCAUCAUAGCUCGUUUUGUCCGAUUUAUGCCUGUGACAGACCACUCCAUGAUCGUGUGUAUGAGAGUGGAGCUCUACGGCUGUGAAUGGCUGGAUGGCCUGAUGUCUUACAGUAUUCCAGAUGGGCACCAAAUGAUCUACAGAGGUCUGGAUGUCUACUUCAAUGACUCUGUAUAUGAUGGAGCAUUAGCUGAAAGACUGACAAAGGGCCUCGGCCAGCUGACAGAUGGCACCUGGGGUCUAGACGACUUCCUCCACAGCCACAUCUAUAGCAUGUGGCCAGGGUACGACUACGUAGGGUGGAGCAACAAGAGCUUCCCUAAAGGUUACGUGGAGAUGAUCUUUGAGUUUGACCACGUCCGAAACUUCACUUCCAUGAAGGUUCACUGUAACAACAUGUUCAGCCGAAGGGUGAGGAUGUUCAGACAGGCCAGCUGUUACUUCCGGUCGGGCUCCGACUGGGAGGCGGACCCGGUGACUUUUAGGCCCACUGUUGACCGCCUGAGCCAAAUCGCCCGUUUUGUCACCGUGCCCCUCGGGGACCGCACAGCCAGUGCCAUUAAAUGCCGUUUCCACUUCAGUGACCUUUGGAUGCUGUUCAGCGAGGUGGCCUUCCAGUCAGGCUCAGCAGUGUACAACACAUCUCUGAGUCCUCGCAAACAUGGACACUCCACGAACACUCUACCAGGGGAUGAUCCCACUCAUAAAGUGGAUGACAGCAACACCAGGAUCCUGAUUGGCUGCCUGGUGGCUAUUAUAGCCAUCCUCUUGACUAUCAUAGUCAUCAUUUUGUGGCGGCAGGUGUGGCAAAAGAUGCUUGAGAAGGCAUCUCGUCGUAUGCUGGACGAUGAACUCACAGCUCGUCUCGCCGUCCAGACCCAGGCCUUCUCCUUCCACCACUCCUCUCUGUCCAGCGAGGGUGGCUCCACCUCCAACUCCACCUACGAGCGAAUCUUCCCCCUCUGUGCCGACUACCAGGAGCCUUCACGCCUCAUCCGGAAGCUGCCUGAGUUUGCUCAGUCCACAGAGCGCCUCGGACCAAGCUCCUCAUGCAGAGCCCUUGCAGCCGGUGGUUCAGACAGUGCCCCACACUAUGCUGAGGCAGACAUUAUCAGCCUGCAGGAGUCUUCAGACAGCGGCACCUGCUCCAUCACCGCCGUCAACAUGAAUCUCUUUGCUGGCACAGAUUCAUCCAUGAGAGAGUUCCCCAGACACAAGCUCACCUUCAAGGAGAAGCUGGGAGAGGGCCAGUUUGGAGAAGUGCACUUGUGUGAGGCAGAGGGCAUGCAGGACUUUUUGGACGAGGAUUUGUCUAUAGAGGGAAACAAUGAGUCACCUCUGCUUGUUGCUGUUAAAACACUAAGGGAAGAUGCUAAUAAGAAUGCAAGGAAUGACUUCCUGAAGGAGAUCCGAAUCAUGUCUCGUCUGAGGGACCCCAACAUCGUCCGUCUGCUGGCGGUGUGUGUGGACACAGACCCGCUGUGCAUGAUCACUGAGUAUAUGGAAAAUGGAGACCUGAACCAGUUCCUGUGCAACCUCAGGCUCAAGGAGGCUGCUGAUGAAGACAAGACAGAACAAGAGGAGAAGGAGGAGAAGAGUAUGGUCAGCUACAGUAAACUGAUUGGCAUGGCUGUGCAGAUUGCAUCUGGUAUGAAGUACUUGUCCUCUCUCAACUUUGUCCACCGUGAUCUGGCCACCCGCAACUGCCUGGUGGGUAAGAACUACACAAUAAAGAUCGCUGAUUUUGGCAUGAGUCGAAACCUGUACAGAGGAGACUACUACAGGAUCCAGGGCCGGGCCGUCCUGCCCAUUCGCUGGAUGUCCUGGGAGAGCAUCCUCCUGGGUAAGUUCACCAUGGCCAGUGAUAUGUGGGCAUUUGGUGUGACUCUGUGGGAGAUUCUGACUCUGUGUAAGGAGCAGCCCUACUCCCAGCUCUCUGAUGAGCAGGUCAUUGAAAACACGGGCGAGUUCUUUAGAGACCAGGGAAAGCAGGUGUACCUGCCAAAGCCGCCAUGUUGUCCUGAAAGAGUCUACACUGAUCUGAUGCUGAGCUGCUGGAGGAGGAACGCCAAGCAGAGGCCGAGCUUUCAGGAGAUGCACACUCAGCUGAUGGAGAGUCUGGCUUAGCAGAUGGCACGUACAGUUUCUCUCUGCCAUGCACUGUCUCAUUUGCUGAUUUCUUUGGAAUUAAUUUGGAGUCAGAAACAACCCAUCAGAUGUUUUCCAUUUGUUUUAUGCUUGCUUGCCAUAAUGGUGCUGUAAAUAAUAGAGAAUGAGGACAGAGUACACACUUGAACGAAGCCUUUUAUUGUAGAUAUCAUGCAAACUAGCACUAUUCACUCUGUGUAUUUAUUCAUUUGUUUUUGUUUCCUAUGCUAUGUGUAUUUAUAGUGCACUCCAAGGUAAUCCUAGGUUUUGAAACGCAGUUGUGAAUUUCUUUUUGUUUCUUUUCCAUACAUGUAUCUAAUUCUAUUGCACAUUUAUAAGAGAAUGUCAGUAUACUGUAGUUGUGUGACCUGUUUUCAAUUUCAGUUUUUUGUGUUUGCUUUGUUAUUUUAAAAUUAUAUGAUAGUGACUGUUAUGGAAGAGAAUGUGUUUAUGCAGAAGCUCUCGUACAUGCUUUAUAAACGUAUUUAUGUCGCUUUGCAGAAUUAAAUUAAAUGUAUAUUGUUGAAGAGUAGCAAAAAACAAAGAUGUUUAAUAGCUGUCAAACCAA